UCUCUAUUCUGUUGCAGGUUGCCAGGGCGCCUGGCUGAAAGUGUACCAAGAUGAGAGUGAAGGAAGGGUCAUUUCUGUGGUACCUCUAUCUGGACAAAAUAUACUGCUUAUUAUCUUUCAGGAAUGUGAAGGCCUUGUUGGAAUAUUUUCGCCUUCUUGAUGUACACCGCAAAAACACCUUGAAUGAUGUGCUGUUCUAUCACUUCCUGCAUUACGUGACUAACUUGAAGUCCAGACAGAUCAGGAUGGUGUUUGACAUGCUGGACUGGAAUGCUGUGGGUGAAAUUGGUUUUGAGGAGUUCUACUUGUUGGUUUGCAUACUGCUGUCACACCAGAAUCAUUUGGAAGAACAAUUUAUGUAUUGCCAUUCCCGUCAUGUUUUUAGACUGCUUGACAUAAAUGGAGAACAGAGAAUUGGUACAACCAACUUCCAUAUGUACAGAUUUCUCUUCAAUAUUAAAAGAGAGCAACUCAGAGAGUUCUUCCAUAACUUUAACAUCACAGGUGACCAUCUUAAUUACAAGGAAUUUAAGAUAUAUACUAUCUUUGCCAAUGACAAAGCCAAGGAAAAGCAGAGAAUGGAAAGAGAGAAAGUGGAAAAGAGAAAGAGAUUGAAAUCUCAGCUCAAGAAAAUAGUAUAUCAAAUUGGUGUGUGCCAAAGAUUUUUGAAAAGUAAUCUCUUUAAUAAACAUUAUGAAUAAAACUGUUAACAUGUUCAAAAAUAAAGAUCAUCAACGUGGGUACCUUUA
Messenger RNA from Heterocephalus glaber (naked mole-rat), 749 nucleotides. It is a transcript of the gene Efcab9, whose product is annotated as EF-hand calcium binding domain 9. Gene Ontology annotation, molecular function: calcium ion sensor activity; calcium ion binding. NCBI's taxonomy places the organism in Eukaryota, Metazoa, Chordata, Mammalia, Rodentia, Bathyergidae. Gene Ontology annotation, biological process: flagellated sperm motility; sperm capacitation. Gene Ontology annotation, cellular component: cytoplasm; sperm principal piece. The record is from RefSeq and is a predicted model, not a curated record.